GUAUAAGCAACAUUUAUUAUUCAUAAACGUUUAUCUUUCACUGAGUUGUACAACAAAUAUUUAUUUUAUAUUUAAAUAUGAUUUCUGUAAAAUUUGGGUGCAGUGUAUUAGUUUUAUUCUUUUUUGUGACCUAUGUGAAAGCAUGGGAGCCUCUAAAAGUGAUUUCAUUUGAUAAAUGGAACACAGGAAAAAUUUUAAAUAAAACCGAAAUGAUAUCAGUUCCUGUACAUGUAAUGUUAAGCCAAACAAUUACAGAACCAUGUUUUUCACGGGAUCAAUGCAAAGAUUUAUUGAAUUCUAACAGUGUAUCAGCAAUCAUUCCUAACUUUUAUGUCAGUGGCGAUGGACAAAUUUAUGCUGGUCAUGGUUGGGAUUCCGUAGGAGUGGUAAAUUUCUGUACAAGUGAUCCCAAAAAAAUGAUGAUUGAAAUUAGUUUUAUUGGAGACUUUGAAAAUUCAAAAUUUUCUAACAAACAACUACGAGCAGCUCAAAAGCUUCUGGAGAAAGGUCUUUUAACUGGAAAACUGUCCGAGACUUAUGAUUUAUUUGGUGACUGGCAAUUAAUUGAAGAAGAUUUCCCGAUGAACGAAAAUAACAAAGAAAUUUUUAAGACCUGGCCACAUUGGGCAUCAGAUUUGUCUCAAUGUACACUUUUAAAUGAUUAUAAUGACAUAGAAGAUUAUGAAUUUAAAGAUUAUGAUUAAAUGCUAUAUUUUGGUUGAUAAAUUAGCUUUCAUGUUAUUUUAUUGAAAUAUAUUCUAAGUAGAAAACA
Molecule: messenger RNA, 772 nt
Organism: Chelonus insularis
Lineage: Eukaryota; Metazoa; Arthropoda; Insecta; Hymenoptera; Braconidae
Product: peptidoglycan recognition protein-like
Exons: 2
Coding region: 78-704 (208 amino acids)
Biological process (GO): peptidoglycan catabolic process
Molecular function (GO): zinc ion binding; N-acetylmuramoyl-L-alanine amidase activity
Source: RefSeq, a predicted model, not a curated record